Messenger RNA from Porites evermanni, 1895 nucleotides. NCBI's taxonomy places the organism in Eukaryota, Metazoa, Cnidaria, Anthozoa, Scleractinia, Poritidae. The record is from the annotation of a GenBank genome assembly.
AUGUUAUUGAGUGUUGUUGUGUAUUUGGCGCCAAAUUUAUUAGGCGACCCAGAAAAUUUUAUUCAAGCUAACUCGUUGGUGACUCCAGUGCACAUUCAGCCUGAGUGGUAUUUUUUAUUUGCUUAUGCAAUCUUGCGUUCAAUACCGAAUAAACUCGGGGGAGUUGUGGCUAUGUUUUCAAGUAUAUUAAUUUUAUUGUUUUUCCCAUUACUUCAUCGAAGUUGAUUGAGAGGUUUGCCCUUUCGUCCAUUUGGGCGUAUAGCUUUUUGAUUUUUAAUAGUGGACUUUUUUCUUCUUACUUGAAUAGGGUCGCUUGUAGUGGAAGAGCCUUUUAUAUUAAUUGGGCAGUUAGUCUCUCUUUUUUAUUUUUCUUAUUUUCUGAUUUGAAUUCCUUUGUUAGGGGAAUUAGAAAACCAACUAUUGUUUUUUUGAAAAUGGGAGGAUAAUCCGUCGUAAUAGUCGCGGGGGGACUCCUCCUGUACCUCUCUACCCUUUUUCAUUAUUAGGGGCAGAGAAGUGAAACGCAUAAGUCGAAGCAGGCCUCGUACAGCCGGUUCUAGAAGUACCGGCCGAAAGCGAGCCGAGUUUAGAGAGUUCAGUUCUUCGGAAUUCAUUUGUAAAGCUGCCUCUAUGGGGAAAAAUGGGGGUUGAGUAUCGCUUUGUUGAUGGGGUGGGUGGUCAGUGAACUUUUUGUAUUAGGUGUUUUGACGUUGGGUAUAAUGGUUGUUAGUAUGAAUAGUUUUGUUUUAAAACUAUCGAUUUUAGUGUUAUUAAUUAUAAGUGAAUGGGGCGGGGGCCUUUCUUUUUUAUUUGAAUAUUUGUCGAGUUUUUUUUUUGAAUUAUCUGUGGGUGGGUUGUUGACCGUAAAUGGUUGAACUGAAACUAAUAAGUUAAUUAUUAUCAUAGGUUCUAUUGCUGUUUUAUUGAUGGUGGACACGGAAAAGCUAAUUUUCCCAAAGGUUUUUGGGGAACGAGUUCCUGAUAUUUUUAUUCAAACGAAUGCGCACUUACCCAUUUUAAACUUAAUGGUGGCAUUAGGAAGUCUCUGCUUAGUUUCUUCAAGUAAUUGACUUUCUGUUUAUUUGGCCAUUGAAUUAUCUACUCUUUCUCUUUUUAUUUUGGUCGCUCAAAAGGGGGGAUCUGGGCAAAGUGCCGAAGCUGGUUUAAAAUAUUUUGUAUUAGGUGCACUUUCAUCUGGUCUGUUUUUAUUUGGGUGUGCUUUAUUGUGUGGAUUUACGGGAGGGGUUCAUAUUCCAUAUAUAAAUUUAGCAUUGAAUCCGGGGUUUGAUUUUUCUGAGAUCAGAGUUCCUAUCGGUAGUUUGUUAAUUGUGGUAUCCCUUUUAUUUAAGUUGUCUGCUGCACCCUUUCAUAUGUGGGCGCCAGAUGUUUAUGAUGGAGCACCGACAACAGCGACGGCUUUAUUGGCUAUAGUUCCUAAGGUUGGUUAUUUUUCUAUUUUGGUUUCAAUUGGGUCGGCGGUUAAUAUGCUAUUAGUUGGGACUCUUUUUUCGUUGGUUGUGGGAGCUCUCGGUGCUUUAAAUCAAACCAAAGUUAAACGGUUGUUAGCCUACAGUGGAGUAGGGCAUAUGGGGUUUGUGCUUUGGGGAAUAGAGGUUGGGUCAUUUGAGAGUAUUCAAGCUAGUUUAACAUAUAUGAUUUUAUAUGUGAUAAUGUCUAUUUGUGUUUUUGCUAUAAUAUUAGCUUUAGGCACCGUAAGAAGUUUGAUUGUAGAGUUUAGCGGGCUUUCCAGGAGAUUGCCUGUUUUAGCUUUGACCUUGGCUUUGACUUUUCUUUCGAUCGCGGGGAUCCCUCCUUUAGUGGGGUUUUUGGGUAAGUGGUUGGUUUUAUUGUCUGGGGUGGUCAAUCAAUAUUAUUUAGUCUUUAUUUUGGCCGUG